AUGACAAAAUCAGCAGUGGGUGCGAUUCUGGCUGUCGUGCUUGCUGCUGCAUCGUACAUGACAGCGUCGCCGCCUGGAGCAGUUUACAUUGACCCUCUACUGUACAAUGUUCAAGUUGUGGGAGCAAACUACACAAAAUGGCGCAACUCGUCUGCUAUUGGCUUUAACCCCACCGACACUGCACCACCAUUCAUUCAGGUAUUUGACCGCUCAUUCCUCGAUAUCACCGGACCAUCUGCCACCAUUCGCAAAAUUGCUUCGAAUCCUGGCUUUGCUUUUGCCCAUGAAGCACCCAUCUAUGUUCAAGACCUAAACUUGGUCUUCUUUGCGAGUAAUGAUGGUGGCGCACUUGCAUACAGUGGAUGGUAUAACAACAGCGUUGUUAGCAUGAUCAAUAUGACAGAAGUCGACAUGGCGCUGGCUUCUACGACCGGAGAUGUCAAUAUUCAGGUUCAAACACUCAACCUCUCCGAUAAUGUCCAAAUGGUCAACGGGGGAACAGGUCCAUACAAGGGAGACCUUCUGUUCGUCACCUCAGGUCGCGCUUUGCUUCCUCCUUCUAUUGUUCGCGUCAAUCCCAGCCCUCCCUACAAUGCCACUGUUAUUCUGGAUAACUUUUUAGGCAGGCAGUUCAACUCGCUUAAUGAUAUCAAAAUUCUCCCUGGCACGGACAUUAUGUUCUUCACCGAUCCCACCUACGGGUGGCUUAACGGUUUCCGUCCUGAACCAAUGCUACCAUCACAGGUAUACCGAUUUGAUCCGUCCACUGGACAGGUCAGAGUUGUCGCUGACCAGUUUGUGCAUCCGAAUGGCAUUGCAUUCGCUCCCAAUGGCAAAACUGCAUUCGUCACCGACACGGGUGUUCUUGGAGCCUUGUUCGGAACGAACCAGACCUUUCCAGCCACAAUCUACCAGUUCGACGUUGACCCAACGACACAGUCGUUCAUGAACCGUAGAGUGUUCGCCUACAUUGACUCCGGUGCACCAGAUGGCAUUCAGCUUGAUACCAAGGGCAACGUUUAUUCCGGUUGCGGGGAUGGUAUUGAGGUCUGGAAUAGCGAAGGCACGCUCAUUGGAAAGUUCUUCCUAAACAGCACCACAGCCGAGCUGAUGUUCACGAAGUCUGGUCUUGUUAUUUUGGAGGAAACGGCGAUGUAUUUGACAAACAUUCAAGCUCAUGGAAUGACUCUAGUCACGUGGUAGCUUUCUGUGUACCGCUAUACCUGUUGCGAAUUUGAUGUGUAUGAUGGGAUACCCAUACA
Suillus subalutaceus is the source of this 1262-nucleotide messenger RNA. RefSeq lists its product as uncharacterized. The transcript has 6 exons. NCBI's taxonomy places the organism in Eukaryota, Fungi, Basidiomycota, Agaricomycetes, Boletales, Suillaceae. Bases 1 to 1203 code for a protein of 400 amino acids. The record is from RefSeq and is a predicted model, not a curated record.